Molecule: messenger RNA, 3300 nt
Organism: Otolemur garnettii (small-eared galago)
Lineage: Eukaryota; Metazoa; Chordata; Mammalia; Primates; Galagidae
Gene: SMTN
Product: smoothelin
Exons: 21
Coding region: 229-2982 (917 amino acids)
Biological process (GO): actin cytoskeleton organization
Cellular component (GO): filamentous actin; microtubule organizing center
Molecular function (GO): protein binding
Source: RefSeq, a predicted model, not a curated record
GCAGCUGGACAGGCGGCUUUCCCCAGAGCAGUCUAGGGGACCGUUGCUGAGCAGGCCUGGGACCCCGGGUCGCGGCACCUCUUGCCUGCCCCUCUCCAAUUCAUCUGCCGGGUCCCGAAUAAGCUAACCCAAGCACGUGCCAGACGGGUGGGCUGGACUGAGAGAAUCUUCUGAGCUGGUGACAGGUGCCACGGGCACUGGAGACAGACAGAGCUAGAGGCAAGCAAGAUGGCAGACGAGGCAUUAGCUGGGCUAGACGAGGGAGCCCUUCGGAAGCUGCUAGAGGUCACAGCGGAUCUGGCAGAGCGGCGGCGCAUUCGCUCGGCCAUCCGGGAGUUGCAGCGGCAGGAGCUGGAGCGUGAGGAGGAGGCCCUGGCAUCCAAGCGCUUCCGUGCUGAGCGGCAGGACAACAAGGAGAACUGGCUGCAUUCUCAGCAGAGGGAAGCCGAGCAGCGGGCUGCCCUGGCACGGCUGGCAGGGCGGCUAGAGUCCAUGAGUGAUGUAGAAGAGCUGACCAAGCUGUUGCGAAGUGCCAGUGAAUAUGAGGAACGCAAGCUGAUUCGAGCCGCCAUCCGCCGCAUACGGGCUCAGGAGAUUGAGGCUGCCACCUUGGCUGGGAGGUUGUGCAGUGGGCAUCCCAACAGCGGCUCAACAGAGGACAGCAAGGGGCGGGCAGCACGCAGGCUAGAACGGUGUGAGGUACCAGAGCAAAAGGAACAGGAACAGCAAGCAGAGGUUCCGGAGUCAACCCCAACCCCUGAGGGCACCAGCCAUGAUGUGACCACAGUGACACUCCUGCUGUCAGCCCCAGCUGGAGGCACACCCAGCUCACCUGCCUCCCCCAACAGUUCACCCACCACUGUCUCUCCUGAGCCUCCACUGGAGCCUGCAGAGGCCCAGUGUUCUGCAGCUGAGGCCCCAGGCAGCCCUGAGCCACCCCCUAGCCCACCCAAGGCCACCAGCACUGAGCCCCAGGAGUCUCCAGCAUCUCCCAGCACUGAGAGGCAGGUUGUCAACAAGCUCCUGUCUGGCCCCACAGAGCCCCCUGCUGCCCAGAGCUCUACCAGAGACCCCUCUAACACCAAGAGAGCAGACCUGGCUGGAUCCGGGCCCUGCCAGCGCCCUCUGUCCGUGCUCAAACCCCGCCAGCCAGCCCAGAACCGAGAGUCCACCCCCCUUGCCAGUGGAUCUUCCCCGUUCCAGCGGGCUGGCUCUGUGCGGGACCGAGUCCUCAAGUUCACAUUUGAUUCUCCUUUGGCUGCUAGGCUCCGGGACGGCCCACCCCAUGCUGCCCUAGGUUCCCCGAUCUCCACAAGGCUCCUGGGCCCCUCCCUCACCAGCACUACCCCUGCCUCCUCCUCCAGUGGCUCCUCCUCCCACGGCCCCAGUGACACCCCUUCUGGGUUCAGCAAGGAGCAAGGAAGAACAGCCCGAUCCCUGGCCCAGCAUCGGAGCUGCCCUCCGGAGGAGGGCCCAGGAGGGCGGGGCUUAGCUGCCAGGCCCCUUGAAAACGGAGCAGGGGGGCCCGUGGCCUGCUCAGAAGAGCCCAGUGCCCCACUGCCCGUGGCUGUCGGCAUUGCCGAGCCAGGAGGUAAUAUGAAGACCACGUUCACCAUCGAGAUCAAGGAUGGCCGUGGCCAGGCCUCCACUGGCCGGGUGCUAUUGCCCACAGUCAACCAGAGGGCAGAACUGACGCUGGGGCUGCGUGCGCCCCCUACCCUCCUCAGCACCAGCAGUCGUGGCAAGAACACCAUCACCCAUGUCAGUGGCCCUGGGACCCUGGCCCGGCCGGGCAGUGUUAAUCACAUCACCAGCUUCAGCCAUGCCUCCCCUGGUAGCCAAGGAGGCUGCAGCAUUAAGAUGGAACCAGAGCCAGCAGAGCCUCCCUCUGCAGCAGUGGAAACAGCCAAUGGUACUGAGCAGACCCGGGUGGACAAAGCACCAGGUGGGCGGAGCCCACUGAGCACCCAGGAGCUGAUGGCUAUCGAGGAUGAAGGGGUCCUAGACAAGAUGCUGGAUCAGACCACAGACUUUGAAGAGCGGAAGCUUAUCCGGGCUGCGCUGCGUGAGCUCCGACAAAGGAAGAGAGACCAGAGGGACAAGGAGCGAGAACGGCGGCUGCAGGAGGCACGGGCUCGACCAGGGGAGAACCGCGGCAACACAGCCACUGAGACCACAACGCGGCACAGCCAGCGGGCAGCCAAUGGCUCAGCUGUCAGCACUGUUACCAAGACUGAGCGGCUUGUCCAUUCUAAUGAUGGCAUAAGGACGGCCCGCACCACCACAGUGGAGUCAAGUUUCGUGAGGCGCUCAGAGAAUGGUAGUGGCAGCAGCACAAUGCAAACCAAGACCUUUUCCUCAUCCUCCUCAUCCUCAUCCAAGAAGAUGGGCAGCAUCUUCGACCGCGAGGACCAGGCAAGCCCACGACCCGGCAGCCUAGCGGCGCUAGAGAAGCGCCAGGCAGAGAAGAAGAAAGAGCUGAUGAAGGCACAGAGCCUGCCCAAGACUUCGGCUUCCCAGGCGCGCAAGGCCAUGAUUGAGAAACUAGAGAAGGAAGGCGCUGCGGGCAGCCCGGGCGGACCCCGAGCAACAGUGCAGCGGUCCACCAGUUUUGGGGUCCCCAAUGCCAAUAGCAUUAAGCAGAUGUUGCUGGACUGGUGCCGAGCCAAGACACGUGGCUACCAGCACGUGGACAUUCAGAACUUCUCUUCAAGUUGGAGUGAUGGGAUGGCUUUCUGUGCCCUAGUGCACAACUUCUUCCCUGAGGCCUUUGACUAUGGGCAGCUUAGCCCUCAAAACCGGCGCCAGAACUUCGAAGUGGCCUUCUCAUCGGCUGAGACCCAUGCGGACUGCCCGCAACUCCUGGAUACAGAGGACAUGGUGCGGCUUCGAGAGCCUGACUGGAAGUGCGUGUACACGUACAUCCAGGAGUUCUACCGCUGUCUGGUCCAGAAGGGGCUGGUAAAAACCAAAAAAUCCUAACCCCUGCUUGGGGCCCCACGGAUGCUAGUGGACUGCGUGCCCCUGGUGGAGGUAGAGGACAUGAUGAUCAUGGGCAAGAAGCCCGACCCCAAGUGCGUCUUCACCUACGUGCAGUCGCUCUACAACCACCUUCGGCGCCACGAGCUGCGCCUGCGCGGCAAGAAUGUGUAGCCUCCGCCCGCACGGCCUGCCGGCUGCAAGCUGCCACCCCGACCCUCUGGGCACAAUCCUCUCGUGCGCCUGCCCACUGCUGCCCUGUCUGUCGCGACACCCUCCCCGGCACACGCAGCGUUUUGAUAAAUUAUUGGUUUUCAAUGA